Patella vulgata (common limpet) is the source of this 4938-nucleotide messenger RNA. RefSeq names its product delta-like protein 1. Gene Ontology annotation, cellular component: membrane. Bases 636 to 3041 code for a protein of 801 amino acids. Gene Ontology annotation, molecular function: calcium ion binding. The transcript is spliced from 13 exons. Lineage: Eukaryota; Metazoa; Mollusca; Gastropoda; Patellidae. Gene Ontology annotation, biological process: multicellular organism development; cell communication; Notch signaling pathway. The record is from RefSeq and is a predicted model, not a curated record.
GAAAGAGUAUAUUCAUUUAAUAUCCAAACAGAGAGUUAUCUAGGGAGAAAUUUGAUAUAUAUAUAAAAUCUUCACGCAAUAUACUUUUACCUUUAUUAUGAAAUACCUUAAUAUACCUGGUUUGCUGCUGAAAAUGGUUGUUACCUGUCACAUUAAAGAAGAGAAGUGACUUGUCCUGUGUGCGACUAAUAACGCAUCCCACCAGAAAUGCUGAUCGGAAGGCACGUGGGGGAUUUUCAGCUAGGGUGUAAACUAAAUGCCUGAAUACUGAACAUGAGCAUACAAUAGGAUUAACUAGUACCAUUUAAUAGAGUAAAGUGAGUGACUAGAUUAAAGGAUAUUUUACUUACAUCUAUAUUGGGAUGCUCUCUAUACUCGUCUUAUUAAGAUGGAUUUUAGCAGAUUUCAACCUCUUUGUCUUCAAUCAUCCUUCUUAUUUUAAUAUCUACAAAGUGGAUAUAAAAGGUCGUUAAAAAGUGGAUCCUAUAUUUAUCAUCUGGAUAUAUUUUACACAAUUGAAGGUUGUCAAUCAUUAGUGGGUGGAGCUUUGAGCUGGUUGGUUCGAAACAGGCUUUUGUGGACUGAAGCCAAACUUGACUAUAACAGAAUCAGUGAGACAGUAAACAACGUACAAGAUGCGGUCACGGAAAGCGGCGUCGAGUGCCGUGCUCUGGAUUAUACCAAUACUUUCAUUAAUAUCACAGGUAACGGCGUCAGGGGUGUUUGAAUUGAAGUUAACGUCAUUCCUAAAUGAACAUGGACUUAAUUAUGAUGGAAAUUGCUGCAAUGGUUUACGAACGGGCGGAGUGUGUAGUUCUACAUGCAAAACUUUCUUUCGAGUUUGUUUAACCCACUAUCAAGCUAAAAUCUCAAAAAAUCCACCGUGUUCAUUUGCAAAUAUAACAACCAAAGUGCUUGGAAAUAAUUCUAUAAAUUUUGAUUCGGAUUUAGCUGCGGAUUUUAUUAACCCUAUACAGUUUAAGUUCCAGUUUUCAUGGCCGGGCUCAUUUUCUUUAAUUAUUGAAGCCUGGCAUGAUAGCACGCUUCAUGGCCCAGUACAAGACAGUCCUAGAGAGUUGAUUUCUCAUUUGCCAGUUCAGAGAUCAGCCGAAGUGAGCAAAGAUUGGUAUUCACUAUCACUUAAAGAUCUUUACAGGGAAAUUAAAUAUAGUUAUCGUAUCGUGUGUGACAAAAAUUAUUAUGGAAGUGGGUGUUCUGAAAUGUGUCGCCCUCGGGAUGACCAGUUCGGGCAUUAUACUUGUAGUGUCAAUGGAACUAAAGUUUGUUUGGAUGGCUGGACUGGGGAGUAUUGUGAACAGGCAAUGUGUUUACCUGGUUGUCAUCCAGACCACGGAUAUUGCGACAAACCGAACGAAUGCAUCUGUCGUCUCGGUUGGCAGGACAGAUUUUGUGAUGCCUGUAUCCCAUAUCCUGGAUGCCAGCAUGGCUCGUGUUCAAAACCCUGGGAAUGCAAUUGUGAAGAAGGGUGGGGCGGGUUGUUCUGCAAUCAAGAUCUUAAUUAUUGUACCCAUCACAAGCCAUGUAAAAAUGGAGGAACCUGCACCAAUACUGGUGAAGGAAGUUACACGUGUACCUGUCCUCCAGGAUUUUCUGGCACAAACUGUGAGAUCGAGUAUGAUGAUUGUGAAAAACAACCCUGUUUAAACGGAGGCAGUUGUAAGGAUAUUGGAAAUGGAUUUAGAUGUAUGUGUGACAAAGGGUUUUACGGACGAUCAUGUGAACAUAAGGCAGAUUCCUGCAAUAAGGCACCUUGCCAAAAUCAAGGCACCUGCGUCGAAGGUGAAGGUUCCUAUACAUGUAUUUGUGAUGCUGGUUAUUCAGGACAAAAUUGUGAAAUGGAGAUUAAUGAGUGCGAUGAGAAGCCAUGUUUAAAUGGAGGUCGUUGCAUUGAUCAAAGAAAUGGUUUCCGCUGUUUGUGUACUACAGGAUUCGAAGGACCAACGUGUUCUGAUAAUAUCAACGAUUGCGUUCACAAUCCCUGUCAAAAUGGAGGUACCUGCAUUGAUAAAGUUAAUGAUUACCAGUGUCGGUGUCGUCCUGGAUUUGUGGGUUCACUUUGUACGGAUAAUGUGGAUGAUUGUCUGAUUCGGCCAUGCGCAAACGGUGGCACGUGCAUUGAUAUGGACAAUACAUUCAAGUGUACAUGUGCUGACGGUUUCGCGGGAAAAGAUUGUCGCGUUAAUGUCGACGAUUGUGCCAAUUCUCCAUGCCGACACGGGGGCAACUGUACGGAUUUAGUGGCUGAUUUUAAAUGUGCGUGUCCUGAAGGAUUUUGGGGUAAAGAGUGCCAUGUAUACGAGGGUAUGCCCCCUAUACCGGAAUCGACCCAAAUUACUACACCAACCACAAUUGAAACAACCGCCGAAGAAACCACAGUGCAAGUUACCGAGGAGGACGUUAUUCCUAUUCACGGAAACGCUAAAAACUCGAGCCCCAAUUCAGCCCUGUCUAAUUCCCAGUUACUUAUUGUAGUGUGUCUGGGAGUUGGAAUCCCCCUUAUUCUCAUCAUCAUUGUUGUUAUAGUGCUAUUGUGUAAGAGAAAAAACAAUCUGAUGCGCCAUAACAUGGAGACAGAAAAAGAACAAAACAUAGUGAACAAUAUUAAUAAUAAGUGUAUAGACUCAAAUAUCUUUACUACAAUACCACCAAAUAGCACGGGCAGUGCAAGUAUUAAAAUAAACAAUGAAGAUAAAGACUUCGCCCAUAAAAAAAUAAAUAAAAAGCAAAAUAUAUUAGAAAAAUCGAGCCAGAAACAGUUUAUUAAAGACUAUAAUACACACGAACAAUUAUAUGGGUGUAAUAGAGACAGUGAAAGGGAGGAGUAUGAAAAAGCGCGUAAGCGUUUAGACGUGGAAUCUCUUUCUGCUGAUACUAGAAAAGAUAAUAGUGAUUAUUCGUGCAGUUCACAAGAUAUUCACGUUAUCGCAAAGCCAAUAAAACGCGAAAAUAGAAACUCUAUAUUAGUUUUGGAACAAAAAAGGCAUCAUUAUUCAGAAGAAGUGCUUGCAACAGAAGUGUAAUAAAUACCAUCCGAGGGCAUUGUUAUAUAUAAAUAUAUAUACAGAUUCGUAUAGUGCACAUGACUAAUAACAAUAUAUUACAUUAAUAUAUAUAUAUAUAAAUUAUAUAUAAAAUUAUAUUCUACUUGUGUGUAUGGAUUUAUUUAAGUGCCUUGCUGUUUAAAGAUGCAAACCAAUUCAUUUUUUUGUGUAUGCUGGAUAUUUUUUUAACUAUUAAUUUGAACUUAAAUAUACUUGUAUACCGGCUUCAGGCCUUGUACAUUAUGCAAGCUUUUCCCGAGAGGCUGUACUAUAUCGUGGCUAACAGGCGUCACAAGAUUAAAGGGCACGGACUAAUAAUCUUAACCAGGUGAUUCCAAAUAAGGAAUGCAAUUCCAACGCACACAGCAAAAUGACCACUUAAUUAAAUAACCAUUGGACCAAUAAAGUGAGAUCUUAAACAUUAUCAACAUCACUGCCGUUGCAUUGUGCUAUUUUCAUUACGUCAGUCAUAAAGAGGUGUGUUCACGAAUUAUCAUUGUUUAAAGUUUAAAAACAAUCGGCAGAUGAAUUUAUAUCAUUUUAAACUUCUAUUGCAUUUUGUGUAGUUUGUAUUACACCACAAAUAUUUAAAAAAAACCUGUGCAAUUUGUCAUGCCCUCCCGUCUUGUAAAAUACCAAAAUGGCAGCACUUGAAGUGGUGGGUUACCAAGCGACCCAACGCUCACGGACAAAACAAAGGUGUCUAUAUAACUGAAACUAGUCCAAUGUUUGUUAUAUGUAAAAUGUUAUGUGUUUGUUUAUAUUUUACCAGAUUCCAAAUUUGGUUUAGUGUUGAGGCUGUAAAUGAUUUUUGCCUGGUCAUGUGAUCGACCACGUGACAACAUUAAUUUAUUUUUUACUGCUGUGUAAAAAGCAUGAUUUAUAUUACUCCGCAAAUUACUUGCUUAAUCUCUCACUUUACUUAAAUUAUUUAACUGGAAUAUGCUUCUUCCUUAUUCUAUAUUAUUAUCUGAUGGGUUUGAACAAACAUUUCAAAAUGGCUGAUUUCGAGAUUUCAAAACAUUGGGCACAUGUUAUCAAAAACGUUAAUUAUUUCACUUUUGGACCAGAUAAUUGUCAAACAUUAAAAUUCAUUUUCAGAUUUGAAACUUCUCUGUAAGUUAAUUACCUGUCUUCAAAAUAAUUUAAAAUAAUAUUUAUUCUUCCCAUCAUUCCAUUGUCUACAUAAGUGUCACAUGAUAUCCAUAUUUAUCACCUGUCUCCACGUGUUCGUCAUGUGACCAUACAUUAAGAGUUUCUGACCCCAAGAUCUUGUUUUUCAUUAAGUUUGUAUUCUAUCUGUCUCUUGUUAAGUUCAGGUACUUCAAAAUUUAAGAAUGAAAAAAGAAGGAAACGAUUUGUUGAGUUUAAGUUAUCAAAUAAUUGUUCGAAUGUUGUUAAAAGAAACAUUAGUUAUUUUUGUUUUAAUUUGAUAAUUAUUUGUUUAUCUAUUAUUCUAUGACAAAUUCUGUAUUGAUUUUUAAAGAAAACUAGAAAAAAAUGUUAUUUUUAGAAAAAAUCACUUGUUAAAAUUUAUUAAAUUUUGUUCAAUUAUCGUUAUUAUUUUCCUUAAAAAUAUUAAAAAGGGGUCAAAAAUUCACGCAAAUCAAAUCAUAUCUUCAUUAACCUGACAUUUUGUACGUACAAAUUUUGUACAUGGAUCAUGUCUAUCAUGUUGUCUGCCUGUGUGUAUGUUGUGAGUGUAGUGUGUGAGUGAAAUGAAAAGAUAACUGUGAUGUUAACAUGUAUAUAAUAAUAUGUAUAUUUAUAGUUAAAAUGAAGAUGUAAAUAAUUAUUGUUACUACUUCUAUACCAUUAUUACUAUUUCCAACAUUAUGAAUAAAGAGGUCACAAUUACCUAUUUUUGAACAUUCAA